GGUCGUUAUGAAGAAGGUGGAGAUGUGGAGGAGUGUGAGAUAGGUCGUUAUGAAGAAGGUGGAGAUGUGGAGGAGAGCGAGAUAGGUUGUUAUGAAGAAGAUGGAGAUGUGAAGGACAGUGAGAUAGGUCGUUAUGAAGACGAUGGAGAUGUGGACGACAGUGAGAUAGGUUUUUAUGAAGAAGGUGGAGAUGUGAAGGAGAGUGAGAUAGGUCGUUAUGAAGAAGGUGGAGAUGUGGAGGAGAGCGAGAUAGGUUGUUAUGAAGAAGAUGGAGAUGUGAAGGACAGUGAGAUAGAAGGUGGAGAUGUGAAGGACAGUGAGAUAGGUCGUUAUGAAGAAGGUGGAGAUGUGGAGGAGUGUGAGAUAGGUCGUUAUGAAGACGAUGGAGAUGUGGACGACAGUGAGAUAGGUUUUUAUGAAGAAGGUGGAGAUGUGAAGGACAGUGAGAUAGGUCGUUAUGAAGAAGGUGGAGAUGUGGAGGAGAGCGAGAUAGGUUGUUAUGAAGAAGAUGGAGAUGUGAAGGAGAGUGAGGCAGGUUUUUAUGAAGAAGGUGGAGAUGUGGAGGAGAGCGAGAUAGGUUGUUAUGAAGAAGAUGGAGAUGUGAAGGACAGUGAGAUAGGUCNUGGAGAUGUGGACGACAGUGACAGAGGUUGUUAUGAAGAAGGUGGAGGUGUGGAGGAGAGUGAAAUAGAAGGUGGAGAUGUGGAGGAGAGCGAGAUAGGUUGUUAUGAAGAAGAUGGAGAUGUGAAGGACAGUGAGAUAGGUUGUUAUGAAGAAGGUGGAGAUGUGGACGACAGUGACAGAGGUUGUUAUGAAGAAGGUGGAGGUGUGGAGGAGAGUGAAAUAGGUAGUUAG
Molecule: messenger RNA, 855 nt
Organism: Angiostrongylus costaricensis
Lineage: Eukaryota; Metazoa; Nematoda; Chromadorea; Rhabditida; Metastrongylidae
Source: the annotation of a GenBank genome assembly